Messenger RNA from Phycodurus eques (leafy seadragon), 3672 nucleotides. It is a transcript of the gene tesk1b, whose product is annotated as testis associated actin remodelling kinase 1b. The transcript is spliced from 12 exons. The record is from RefSeq and is a predicted model, not a curated record. Gene Ontology annotation, cellular component: nucleus; cytoplasm. The coding region runs from base 671 to 2461 and encodes 596 amino acids. Gene Ontology annotation, biological process: protein phosphorylation; actin cytoskeleton organization; positive regulation of stress fiber assembly. NCBI's taxonomy places the organism in Eukaryota, Metazoa, Chordata, Actinopteri, Syngnathiformes, Syngnathidae. Gene Ontology annotation, molecular function: ATP binding; protein serine/threonine kinase activity.
CUGAUCCCUGCCUGUAAGGUGAAACCUGAACUUACACUGUCUCAGAAAACCCGUGUGCAAGUCAAGACAAGCAGACAUUGUUUUUCGACUGGGUAUCCGACAUUUAGCAGCCAGCAUUUCAUUUAGUGGACGGGAGAAAAAAGCCAUCUGGUUCCUGACAUUGAAAGCGGGCCGUAAUCAACUUCUCCGAUCCGAUUUUUGGCACCUCCUGAGGUCCGGAGGCUGAUAGGCCGGUCCCCUGGGCGAGUUUGGGCCAUGUGGAAACACUUUCAUUACUUAUGGCUUCUUGAUGGUCAACAUGAGAGAACGGUAACCAGCUUUCACUCCUAAUACGGCCUUUCAGUGAUAUUCAAACAAGAUGAGAGCUGGCCUCCAUUCAUGGGGCUCCCGUGGCACAGCUGAACCUCAAUGGACUGAUGAAUAAUGCAGGGAGUCGCUCAGUGCUUGUUGUGAUGCAAGUAAUCACGUGAACAGCAACCCCGCCCCUUACCCGGAAGUGGCACCCGAGCAAAGCAAGCAGACUAAACGCCUUCACAUGAAAACACAAGCGCCGUGGCGGAGCUCUCAUCUGGACCGGACCCGACCGGAACCGUGGAGGGGUUGGUGACAUGACGCACGUAGACCCCACCCCGACCAAACUGUGAAGCCACACUCCCGCGUCUGUCCCGAGAUGGAGAGGGUGGAGCCAGAGAGCGAGGCGGAGCCGCCCAUGCACAGCGUGCACGGCGCCAACCGGACUCGGCCGUCCUCCUACCGAGCCCUGCGGAGCGCCGUGUCCAGCCUGGCCCGCUUGGACGACUUCGCCUGCGAGAAGAUCGGCGCCGGGUUCUUCUCUGAGGUGUUCAAGGUGCAGCAUCACGUGUCGGGCCAGGUGAUGGCGCUCAAGAUGAACAUCCUGGCCAGUAACCGAGCCAACAUGCUCAGGGAGGUCCAGCUCAUGAACAGACUGUCGCACCCGAACAUCCUCAGGUUUAUUGGCGUGUGCGUCCAUGAGGGGCAACUCCACGCGCUCACUGAGUACAUCAACGGCGGCAACCUGGAGCAGCUGCUGGACGGCGACGUGUACCUGUCGUGGAGCGCGCGGCUCGCCCUGGCGCUGGACAUCGCCCGCGGCCUGCGCUACCUGCACGCCAAGGGCAUCUUCCACCGCGACCUCACCUCCAAGAACUGCCUGGUGCGCUGGGAAGGUGGCGUGUGCUCCGCCGUGGUGGGAGACUUUGGUUUGGCGGAGAAAAUACCGGAUUACAGUGAAGAAGCGGACCAGGAACCUUUGGCCGUGGUGGGCUCCCCCUACUGGAUGGCUCCGGAGGUGCUCCGUGGCGAGCUGUACAACGAAAAGGUGGACGUGUUCGCGUACGGCAUAAUCCUGUGUGAAGUCAUUGCAAGGAUACAGGCGGACCCUGACAUUUUACCACGCACCGAGGACUUUGGUCUGCAUGUGGAGGCCUUCACGCAGAUGGUCGGCGACUGCCCGGCAAACUUCCUGAAUCUGGCCAUCGUCUGCUGUAAUAUGAGAGCCGAGCAGCGUCCGUCCUUCUCCCAGAUCGCCGCCGACCUCGAGCGGACGGGACGGCAAGAAGACGAGCCGGCGGUCGGGGAGCGGCCCCCGGCUGCCGGACCCCCUUGGAGGCGUUCCCCGGGCCCGCCGUCGGACCCCCGGCUCUCUCGCAGCAAAUCGGACAUGCUGCGCCUCGCCGCCGAGCCCUCGCCGCCGCCCACGCGGGUCAACCCCUUCUCGUGCCGCGACGACCUCAAAGGAGGCAAGAUCAAACUGUACGACACCCCCAGCAAGUCGGUCAUCUCUCUCACUUUCGCGUUGCCCCCGCCGCCCGACUCCCACCGGGGCGAGCGGCCACCCGGGCAGCUUCGGCGCUGCCACUCGCUUCCGUGCACACUGCCCCCCUACCUGCCGCCCCACCUGUGUGACUGCGAGAUGCACGGUGGGGGCGACUCGGGGCUCCCCCUGUCUCUCGAACCCCUCUCUCUUGACCAAGAGAAGGGUGAGGCCGUGCCUAUGGACUGCACCAGCUCCCCAGAUACUCUCGACGGCUCCUCUUCAUCGUCUUACUCCAAGCUAUCUUCCCCUCCGACCCAUGCCUCCACCCCCUCGCAACCCUCCUCGGGGCCCUUCGCUAAUGGGUGGCUGCCUCAUUUGGACAACAGCAAAGUGGUCCUGAGGGGACCUAUGGGCUGGAGCGCCGCCCCCGCAGGCAUCAACAACAACGGUUGCCGCUCGCCUCCCAGCGAGCCCGACGCCCAAUCCCUGGACCAGGACGAGGUCCUCACUUGUCCGGGGUGCUGCCUGGCGGGCCUCCGCUUCUCUUCGGUGUGUCUCCGGAUGCCGCACAGGAACGCGUACAAAAACCUGAACGGGGACCACGCUGCCUCACGUGGGCUGCUGAGUCCCAAAAGCCUGCCGCCCUCUCCUACGCCGGCCGCCGCCCGCAUGGGGCCCCAAUAAAUCAAGCCUGGGUGAAAGCCACCUUUAAAAUUUGCACAGAUUUUAACGCAGCAAUAUACAAUGGAAUGUGGCAUAGGGGUGGAGACCUGGUAAACUUCCGGAAACUUGAGAAAAUAAGCCGUUGAAUUUAGAAAAUAUUCCAAAUUGUAAACUUUCCAUGGGAAUUCAGCGGAAUUUAUUAAAAGUGUCAUAUUCAAGUAUAGAUAUAAACAUUUUGUGAGAAGCAGACAUCCAUACAAAAAUAGAUUGCUCUCCUUGCCCACAUGCAAGCGCCAUCAUUUUUAUUUUAUUUUAUUUUUUUCUCUCCCCACAUCGAAUGACGCAGCAUCCGUAGCUUGCUCGUACCUCAAAUUUUGGCUCGCAGCACAAAGCAAAAAACCAACAAACAAAAACAACCGAACGACUGGGGCAGUUGGCAGUCGAGGCGUUUCCCCCAACUAAAUUUAACUUUUCCUUUUGAGACCCGGCCUUAAUUUUGUUCAAAUCCUGGUUUAUCCCCAGAAAUUCCCAUGGAAAGUUUCAAUGAAUUUUGCAGUCUUAUUACAAUGAACCCCGCGAGUGAAAGUCUGAGAAAUUGCCAAUAGAUGCCACAAAAUGGUGGCAAAACCCUACUUUUGUCCAAAUGGAACUCCUCAACUUAUCAACAUAGUUCCUUGACACCAAAAUGGCACAUGAUGGCACCAUAGUAAAUAGUUUUACUGCUUGGUUGAAUUUGCGCACACCCGACCGCGAACAUGCGGGUUUUACCCCCGAGUCUCGGGGUUUUGGGUUUCACUUACAUGGCACCCUCUGCUGGGUUGAGGGUGCCCCUUCCCCGCCCGGCGUGGAUAUACGCCCAACCCGUUACACAAGCAUCCAGUCCAGCAUGCAAAGGUCGUCACAUGACUCGAAACCACCGCUUUCCAUGAGGAAUGUUAAGCUUAGUAUUAUUGUUUCAACAAUCCUGUUUUUGGGAUGUUUGGUGCUGUUAAGUCUUAAGUUGUAUGGUGCACCGUGUGUGCGUGCAGAGAGAGAGAAAGUGUGUGUGUGUGUGUGUGUGUGUGUGUGUGUGUGUGUGUGUGUGUGUGUGUGUGUGUUGCCUACUGUUUAGGCUAACUUUGUUGCCCUCCAGUCUGUACUGGCACUUGGGGUUGCCACUUAAAGCACUUCAACUGAAUUCCUGCUGUUAUUGAAACGUUCAAGGGAAUGAACGGUCCGAGACCUGCUUACAA